Scheffersomyces stipitis CBS 6054 is the source of this 2586-nucleotide messenger RNA. RefSeq names its product dynamin-like GTPase (gene NAG6). Gene Ontology annotation, biological process: endoplasmic reticulum membrane fusion. The coding region runs from base 44 to 2527 and encodes 827 amino acids. The record is from RefSeq and is a predicted model, not a curated record. The transcript has a single exon. Lineage: Eukaryota; Fungi; Ascomycota; Pichiomycetes; Serinales; Debaryomycetaceae. Gene Ontology annotation, cellular component: endoplasmic reticulum. Gene Ontology annotation, molecular function: GTPase activity; GTP binding.
CAAGCUUUUGUCAUUCCCUACUAUCCAUUUAUAGCACAUUACCAUGAGCCAAAGUUCUCCUUCUAAUGCAGAGACUGAUGAAGAUCUCUCGACUACGUCCUCUCUGUCUUCGUUUGUUCCCAUUGAACAGCACCAGAUCCAGGAUGCCAUCCAGGUAAUUGACGAAAAUAAGGAAUUCAACAAAAACAUCUUGCCAUAUGUAGUUAAAACGACUCCAAUCUCAUCUGUAGGCAACAAUUACCAUAUAAUUUCCGUUUUUGGCUCGCAAUCCACGGGAAAAUCAACAUUGUUGAACAGAUUGUUCAAUACCAACUUCGAUGUCAUGGACGAGUCCAGACGUCAACAGACCACUAAGGGUAUCUGGAUGGCUCAUUCGCCUCAAGUUUCCACCACGAAACAGAUGGAUACCCAUCAAGAAAACAUUUUUGUCAUGGAUGUAGAAGGAACUGAUGGUAGAGAGCGUGGCGAGGAUCAAGACUUUGAACGUAAAGCUGCUCUUUUCGCCUUGGCGACUUCUGAAAUAUUAAUCGUGAACAUAUGGGAAACCCAGAUUGGAUUGUAUCAGGGUGCUAAUAUGGGUUUGUUGAAGACAGUGUUUGAGGUGAACUUGACGUUAUUUGGCAAGUCCAAGUUGGAGAAAAACGACCACAAGGUCUUGUUGCUCAUCGUGAUAAGAGAUCAUGUGGGCCUUACUCCUAAGGAAAAUUUGUCCAGCACCAUUACCCAGGACUUGUUGAAGAUUUGGGAGAGUUUGAAUAAACCGGCAGAGUUGGCCCAUUUGCAAUUUGAAGAUUUCUUCGACACUGAUUUCCACACUUUACGCCAUAAGGUCUUGCAGCCCAAGGAGUUCUUAGAAGAUGUCAACGAGUUGGGUGAUAGGUUGGUGGUCAAGAAGGACUUGUUCAGGCCAAAUUACCACCACAACAUCCCUAUUGAUGGCUGGACUAUGUAUGCUGAAAACUGUUGGCAGCAGAUCGACAGCAACAAGGAUCUCGACUUGCCUACUCAGCAAAUCUUAGUGGCCAAAUUUAAGUGCGACGAAAUUUCUGCAUCAGUGUAUGAAGAAUUCCACCAAAAGUUUAAGGCCAUUCUGUCGGCUAAUACUCCUGGUAUUUCAACUCUUGACUAUCAAGAUUUGGGAUUAUUGCUUGUAGAUUUGCGUAGCGAUACUCUCGAGAAUUACGACUUAUCAGCUUCCAGAUACACCAAGUCCGUUUACGAGCAGAGGAAGGACUUGUUGAAAGAGAAGUUGAAUGAGAAAUUCCGUGAAUUUUUCGAUGCUCAUAUCAAGCACUUGAGUGAAAAGAGCGUCAAGGAAUUCGAGACCAAUAUAGUAGGCUUAAAGGGCAAGAAUUUCGAUAAAGAGGCCACGAGAUUAACUAGAGAAACUACUGAUUACUUUAUUAACAGCGCUAUUCUUCUCUCAUUAGAAAACGAACUCGAUUAUGACGUCCAUGUCUCCAACUUACAAGAUCAGUUAACGAAAUUGAUUCAACAACAACAAUUAGUGGAAUUGAAGAAUAUCGUCAACAAAUCCAUCAAGAAACUUUCCAGCGGCUUGACAAAGGCUGUUCUGUUUGAAUUGGCUGACCCAACAGAAACUUCUUGGAAUAAUAUAUUAUCUAAGUUUAAGGAGUUUGUCCUCGAUUUCUUGUCCAAGAAUGAACUUGAAGAAGAGGCCGGUACAUAUGAUUUUGGUUUGGGAACCAACAGAGCUCAAAAUAAAGAAGCUGUCGAGACUUUCAAGUUCAAGUCAUGGAAUGCAUUCUAUGAAAUUAUCCAUAAGAUCAUCUCCAAGGACAACCUCUUGACAUUAUUGAAAGAUAGAUUUGACGACAAGUUCAGGUACGACGAGAAUGGAUUACCAAGAAUGUACCAGAAUACCGUCGAGUUAGAGACAAAUUUUGGAAUUUCCAAACUGUUUGCAUUGAGGAUCGUUCCAUUGUUGACUAUUGCUAAAUUGAAUGACAAUUCGGAAAUCUUACCUGACUACGAUAUUUUUGAUUCAAAACUUAGAGCAAAGUAUCUUGGUCUAGUCGAGAACGAACAUGACAGUGAAGAUGAAGAAGAUGAAGAGGACAGAUGUUUUGCAGAAAUCAUUUCUGAAAGUGAAAAAGCAGAAGUGUUGAACAAAUUCAAGAAGGAAACUGACGCUAGGUUCAUUGAAACCAAGAGAUCGAUUGUACAACAUGUUACGCAAAUUCCCUACUACAUCUACUUAGUCAUCAUGGUGUUAGGUUGGAAUGAGUUUAUGGCGAUCGUCAGAAACCCAUUAUUUUUCUCAUUGGUGUUGGUAUUUGGAGCAGGGUUAUACAUCUUGUACAGCAUGAACCUUUUAAAACCAGCCAUGGUUGUAGUACAACGUCUCAUCGAUGAGAUCAUCGCCAUGGCCAAAGAGAAGAUGAGAGAAUUUCUAAUUGAUGAUCAUCCAACUCAAGCUCACAAUCUUCAGAAGAUUAGCGCUUCUAAUAGAGAGAAGGUCGAGGAAGAAAAGGUGGUAGAAACCAUUGAAAUGCAAGACUUAUAGUGUUAGAAUGUAGUACAUAAUAUUUAAUUUAUAAUAUAGAUGACACCCCACCUCAUAAA